AUGCGUGUAUCCGAGCGGAACCCUGCCCUAGCAGAGAAGAUUCGCCAAAUGCGCCUUACCAUCGCCCCGAUAUUACACGUCUCGACUGGCCUCCCACCCCCACACUUCCCGCCCACAAUCCUACAACUGUUCCUACUCACGGAACCGCAACUCGACUCCUUCGCCUCCUUCUACUCGCAAACAUCCCCGUCCUCUCCACACUUCUACGCCUACCCCCAGACCAUGGACUUCUCGCGGCCAUUUCUAUCCACAGACCCGAAUCUACCAGACGAUUGCAAGCUCAACGAUUUCGAAAGGCUGAAGGUGAAGAUGAGGAUGUUUGCAAAGUUCAUUGGGAUGAGGGGUGCGGAGACACCCAGGUGGGAGUAUGAGAAGCAGGUCGAGCUGCUGGGACGGAAGAUCGAGUGGAUGGUGAAAGAAGAAGAA
Trematosphaeria pertusa is the source of this 426-nucleotide messenger RNA. RefSeq lists its product as uncharacterized. The annotation marks the transcript as partial. The record is from RefSeq and is a predicted model, not a curated record. The transcript has a single exon. NCBI's taxonomy places the organism in Eukaryota, Fungi, Ascomycota, Dothideomycetes, Pleosporales, Trematosphaeriaceae.